Messenger RNA from Paramecium tetraurelia, 1554 nucleotides. RefSeq lists its product as uncharacterized. The record is from RefSeq and is a predicted model, not a curated record. The transcript has 4 exons. NCBI's taxonomy places the organism in Eukaryota, Ciliophora, Oligohymenophorea, Peniculida, Parameciidae.
AUGAAAUUCUUUAUCUAUCUAAUAUAUUUAGUGAUUUAGUUUGGAGGAUCUCAAUCUUUAUGGAAAGAAAUUUAUAACAGUAAAAAUUGGGAGAAUUUCACUGAAUAGUAAAGAGAAUAUCCAUGGUAUUGCUCUAUCUAGUAUGGUUGUUAAUUUAGUGAUUGCGGGGAUUCAAAGCUACUUGGAGGAUAUUCUCUUUUUGGUAAGUAAGCCUAUGUUUAAGCAAAUUUCAAACUUCCAGCUCAUACAUCUAUACAAAUUACUUUUGAUUUUUGGAAAAUUGAUUCAUGGGAUGAUGAGAAAUUUGCAUACUUUAUUGACAACUAAAUUAACUUUUCCAAGUUUGUUGGUUUCCAAGGUGAAAAUAUAUGUGGUGGUUAUGGGGAUUACUUUAAAGACCUUAAAAGUAACUAAACAGUUAACCUAUCACCUCACAUCUCUUCAUCUCUAUAUUUUUUUAUGUCUUCAACUUUAGAUACAUAUCCCAAUGAAGAAUCAUGGGGAUUUAACAAUUUCAAAAUAGAAAUUGAAGAAUGUCCUGAAGGUUGUGUAUUUUGUCAAGAUUAAGCAUUUGCAUGCAAUUUGUGGAUUAAUUUUGUUUCAUAUUGGUCAAAUUCAUAUGAAUCAUUUGGUUGGCAGACUGAUACAAGUUAAUCACUUGGUUAUGGUCAAUUCGGUAUCUUUUCGAUGGCAGGAGGGAUUAGUAAUCUUUUAAAAGGAUAAUAUAUAGAGAAGCUCAUUUAAUAUUUACCUCCUCACUUUAAGGUUCAUGUAGUUGUCAAAUUGUGGGUAUUUGGCAGAUGGAAUGAUACAUUUAAUUUAGAAAUCGAUAAUCAAUUAAAGUAUUCCGCAAAGAUCAAUUCUUUUGAUUCACUCUUUUAGAUUGGUAUAUAUAAAGUGUAGAUAUUUAAUAUUGAUGCAAAUACAUAUCAUACAUCUCCAGAAAUAAAAAUAAAUAUGAAAUCGGUAAAAGACUUGACAGAUAUUGGAUAUUGGGGGGUUUCAUUUUUUGACUUGUAUCUAGCCAAAUGUAAAGUUGGUUGUGAGGAAUGCAUUUGGAAUAUAGUCUAUGAAUGUGUUAGAUGUAUCAAAAAAUGGGGAUUGUUAAAUAAUGAAUGCACUCCUGCACCUCCAUUAUAAAGUUCUUUUGUUUAUAUUAAUCAAGUAUUUAGUUUAAACACUAAUUCCAUCUUCCAAUUCCAACUUAAAAUAGAUGAAUUAGAUCUGGUUAUGAAUGAAAUUGGCUAAAUUUAAAAGCUUGUAAAUGCUAAUAUUUCAAAAAUUUCUAUAUAAAUUAUGGUUUAAUGUCAAGAAGGAAUGUAAAUUUCAAGUUUUUUCAGAAAUUGCGAUGGAUGUGAAGGCGAACAAUAUUCCGUUUUUCAUUAUUGUCCAUCUCAAAAUAAUAUCUUUAAUUAUGACGCAACAUUUAUAUAAAUUGUUGAAUCUCAAAAAGAAUUAGUAUUCAAUAUGUCUGAAUCAAAAAUAGAAAUUAUUUAAGUAUCAAUAGUUAAUAAUGCCGAAAAAUAAGUUUUAUUAUUGAAAAUUGAAAUCUGA